This is a messenger RNA of Drosophila obscura, 549 nucleotides long. RefSeq lists its product as uncharacterized. The transcript has 2 exons. Lineage: Eukaryota; Metazoa; Arthropoda; Insecta; Diptera; Drosophilidae. Bases 85 to 480 code for a protein of 131 amino acids. The record is from RefSeq and is a predicted model, not a curated record.
GGAAACCUAUUCUGAAACCCUUUCCAUUUCUUAACUAAACAACACAGCAAAAAGCAACAUAUUCAGAGCCAAAAAAUCCGAGACAUGGCUGAUCGAUUUGGCACAAAAGAAGCGUUUGACGGCCUAAGCCGAGAUUCCGCAUAUUACCAGAUUGGUGUUGGUGCGGCAAUUGGUUUCUUCAUCGGUUAUAUUUUCGUUAAGGCCACCAAGACCGUUGCCAUUGCAGUGGGAGGAUCGCUACUGAUAAUGCAGCUGGCACUUCAAUCUGAACUGAUCAAAUUCGAUGCCCUGGCGACGAUACUGUUGCAUGGCAACAAACGCAAUUCCCAAUAUGUCCAUUUUGUACCCACCGUCGCCAAGGCAGAUACUAUACACAUAUUGAUGGAACAGUUGGCCAAGGCCUAUGAUGAAAUUGCUGGCAAUAGACGUCUGUGCGUUGCCAUGAUCGGCGGUUAUUUGUUGGGUUACGGCCUGGCCUAAGCCCAAGCUGAUUAAAUUAUUUAUAUUUUUUAUGUUGUUUCUGUUGAAAUUAAAAUUAUAUAAAUUAAA